Ctenocephalides felis (cat flea) is the source of this 1494-nucleotide messenger RNA. Its product is annotated as zinc finger protein 28-like. The record is from RefSeq and is a predicted model, not a curated record. The transcript has a single exon. Gene Ontology annotation, molecular function: RNA polymerase II cis-regulatory region sequence-specific DNA binding; DNA-binding transcription activator activity, RNA polymerase II-specific. Gene Ontology annotation, biological process: regulation of transcription by RNA polymerase II. The coding region runs from base 1 to 1494 and encodes 497 amino acids. Lineage: Eukaryota; Metazoa; Arthropoda; Insecta; Siphonaptera; Pulicidae. Gene Ontology annotation, cellular component: nucleus.
AUGUCAGAAGCUGCUGAUGAUCCGAUAAUUAAAAUUGAACCACAAGAAUAUCCAAUCGAAGACAUCAAACAGGAAAUAGAAGAAGACCCUGAAUCCUAUUCAGAGAAUGACGAAAUAUGUCUGAAAAGGUUUAUGAACUCUGUAGUAAAGAUAGAAGAAGAAGUCCAACAGGAAUCAAUUGAAACUCCCCCUUAUAAAUGUGACAAGUGUAAUAGAACAUUUAGAAAGUUGCAUUAUUUAGAACAACAUAUGGUAAAUCAUAGUCAUAAGUGUACUGAUUGUUCAAAGACAUUAUCAGAUGCAAGUACAUUAGAAAUACAUCUGAGAAGUCACACGGUUGCAAAUCAUUUUGUAUGUACAAAGUGUGAUGAAGCAUUUACUACAAAAUAUCAUCUGGAUCAACACAUUUGUCCUUGUUCCACAAAACAAUUAGAUGAAAUUAUAGUUAAAAUAGAACCUGAAGAAUUUCCAAUUGAAAAUAUUCAACAAGAAAUAGAAAAAGAGCCUGAAGAAUAUUCAGAUGAUGAUAAAACAUGUCUUAAGAGAUUCAUGAAUUCUAUAGUAAAGAUAGAAGAAGAACUCCAACAGGAAUUAAUUCAGAAGCCUCCUUAUAAAUGUGACAAAUGUAAUAGAAUAUUUAGAAAGUUGCAAUAUUUAGAACAGCAUAUGGUAAAUCAUAGUCAUAAGUGUACUGAUUGUUCAAAGACUUUUCUAGAAGCAAGUGCAUUAAAAAUACAUCUGAAAUCUCAUACAGGUGAAAAACAUACCAAAUGUACAAAGUGCAAUAAAGCAUUUAAUAAAUAUGAUUUAGAUCAACACAUUUGUGUUCGUGCCAGAGAACAAAAUUUACACUUGAAUGAAUCUGGUAAUCGAAAACAAAAUAUUCAUGCUGCAAAGAGACCGUAUAAAUGUCAACUAUGUGAUAAAGCAUUCCUAAGAUUGGGUCAUUUGGAUCAACAUGUGCUCAUUCACACUGGGAAACGCUCUAAUAAAUGUACAAUAUGUGAUAAGACAUUCUUACGGUUGGAUAGUAUGAAAAGACAUAUGCUCGUUCACACUGGUGAACGUUCUUAUAAAUGUACAAUAUGUGAUAAGACAUUCUCACAAUCGAGUGGCUUGAAUCAACACAUGCUAACUCACACUGGGGAACGUCCUAAUAAAUGUGAAAUAUGUCAUAAGACAUUCUCUCGUUUGAGCGAUUUGAAUCGACAUAUGCUCAUUCACACUGGGGAACUUCUUCACAAAUGUACCAUAUGUGAUAAGGCAUUUGCACGUUCGACUAGCUUGAAACAACAUAUGCUCACUCACACUGGUGAACGAGCUCAUAUUUGUAGAAUAUGUGGUAAGAAGUUCAUACGUUUGUCUCAUUUGAAUCAGCAUAUGCCCAUUCACACUGGUGGACUCUCUACCAAAUGUACAAUAUGUGAUAAGACAUUUAGACAAUCGAGGAAGCUUGAAACAACAUAUGCUCAUUCACACUGGGGAACGUCCUAA